UAAAUACAAAAUUUUUAUUUGUUUUAACAUAAUUUCAUAAGAAAUAAAUUAAUUGAGAUAAGAUGAUUAAGCAGAAUGGAUAAUAGAGAUAAAAUCUACAAAUAACUAUAAAUAGCACACGGGUGUAAUAUCCUGUGUAAAAUUAGUCUUUCUAAAUUAGUUAGAUUAGCGUUUUUAAAAACAAUGAACCAUUUUCUGCUUACAGUAAUUUUCCUUUAAUUAACCGAAAUGAUGAUCAAACUUGCAUCAGUUUCGUGAAACUCGUGUUUAUUUUCUAUUAAAAUAAAAAUAGUUAUUUCUAUUAUUAAUUCCUAAAAAAAAUAACAGUUUUUCUUUUCCUCUGGAAAGAAUCGUGUAAAUUAUGCUUUGAUAAGGAUGUUCACAAAAAUGUAUGUUCCAAUAAUGCGAGAAUUUCAAAACCCUUACCUAUUGCCGCAUAAUGGUUCAGUUAUUAAAAUGUUGGUUGACUCAGGGUUUAAUGACACAAAAAAAUACAAGUCUGAUUAUAAAACAAGCACGGUAGUUGUUAAUUUUGUUCCACGCAUGUUUUUACUUUUUGGUUGCUGGUUUAUAUCGCUUUUAGGAGUUGUCUCCUUAGUCAGAACUAUUCCAGAUUUAUCUCUUCCCACUUCAAUUGAAGCAGUAAAAAAGCAAGCUAUAAUAUUAGAAGAUUAUUCCAAUGGAACUUGGGAAGGAUAUGUACACAUAGUUACCGUUUUUUCAAUAAUUUAUAUCUGGAAACAAGCAUUCUCCAUACCCGGAGCGAUUUUCUUGAACAUUUUGGCAGGCGCUUUAUAUAGACCGUUAAUUGCUACUAUACUGACUUCUAUGCUUACUGCUAUAGGAGCUUUAUGUGCAUAUUUAUUGAGCAAAUUUAUUGGACGGCCAAUCAUGGAUCAAUAUUUAUCUGAUAAAUUAAACUUUCUAAGAAAACAAGUUGAUGAUCAUAGAGAUGGGUUGUUCUUUUAUCUGUUAUUUAUUCGAAUGUUCCCUUUAUCUCCUUGGUGGCUUCUCAAUUUAGCGGCACCGCUUUUAUAUAUUCCAGUCAGAACAUUUUUCAUUUCAUUGUUUUUUGGAUCAAUUCCAUAUAAUCUUGCUUGUUGUCAGGCUGGUGACAUUUUAUCAGAGCUUACUUCAACCGCGGAUAUAUGGCAACCAAUUUUACUCUUAAAAAUGAUGAUGGUAUCGUUAUUAAGUUUGAUACCUCCUUUAUAUGGUAAAAAAUUAAAGGAAUGGACAGAAUUACGUACCAAAACAAAUCAUGAUAUUAUUGUAUAAACAUUUAAAAAGAACGCAUUUAUUCUUGGGUUUCCAAGUCGUUGGCUAUGUUUUUGAUUUGUAUAAUAGGUUUUUUUUAAUCAUUUUUAGUAUUUGUACAUUAUCCUACAAUCUUUCUUUUUUUCAAAAAUAAUAUAAUACCUAGAAUUUUUUUUCGUAAUCUAGAACACACAGUUGUAAAUUUAUCAACGAAGAUCGUUGAUUUCUUAAUAUAAUUCGCAGUUAUUAAAAUCUACUAUAUUGAUCGUAAUGUCUUGCAUUCAUUCCGACAAGUUAAAACUUGAUCACCAACUAUGAAGAUUGAUCUACAAUUGUUAAAUUUAUUCUUUUUAAUGUAAAUAAAAUAAAUAGGAAUUUUAAUAAUUCUUUAAAAUCCCUUGUUAAAUUUAGUCAUUAUGAUGACGAUGACUUCUAU
Molecule: messenger RNA, 1693 nt
Organism: Rhizophagus irregularis DAOM 181602=DAOM 197198
Lineage: Eukaryota; Fungi; Glomeromycota; Glomeromycetes; Glomerales; Glomeraceae
Source: RefSeq, a predicted model, not a curated record